GCGAGUUAUGUCCGCAAGUAGUUUAAGCAGGUUGCGCUUCGAAGUCACCCGGUCGUCAAUUAAAUGGUUGAACCGCCCGUGACUAUUGAUAAAAUAGAUAGAUAAAUCUAGUUCCCAACCGGUAGGCUAGGAAUCACAGGUUGUGCUCAACUGAUUUGAAAUUCAAGUGGAGAGUUAAUUCGCCCCUACAACAAUGUGGAAAAUAUUGUCCACGGUGAUUGUGCUGUGCUGUUGUGUUGUGUAUGCUUGCGAAAAUCAGGCUGAUCGACAUUCGACAAAGGAUACUACCGGUCACUCGGUGAAACCGGGAAACGCGAAGGAUACCAGGUCCCUGUUGGUGUGCAUCGAGGAUGGCUGUUUGCGUGGCAAGAGUAUGGAAGGCAUGCUGGCGGAACCAUUCGAUGCUUUCAUUGGGAUACCGUUUGCUAAGCCACCAGUGGGAGAGCUACGAUUUGCGAACCCAGUUCGGAAUGACCCUUGGGAAAAAGGAACGAUCUACGCCGCUACGGAGGAAAAAGCCAUGUGCAUUCAAAAAAAUGACCUGAUUCCGAACGCCCAGGUCGAAGGAAGUGAAGACUGUCUAUAUUUGAAUGUGUAUCGACCAAAGAGUCACAAUGCCACCAAAGCCCUCCCGGUGAUGGUCUACAUCCAUGGGGGCGGCUUUUUCUCGGGCAGCGCCAGCCCAUCGAUUCUUGGACCGGAAUAUUUUAUGAACGCAAACCGUUGCCUUCUGGUAACAUUUCAGUACCGUUUGGGAGUGUUUGGAUUUUUGUCCACUGGAGAUGGAGCGGCACCAGGAAACUAUGCCCUCAAGGAUCAGGUUAUGGCUUUACAGUGGGUGAAAAAGAACAUCGCCGAAUUUGGCGGCAAUCCGGAUUUGGUAACAAUUUUCGGACAGAGUGCUGGUGGGGCCUCAGUGCACAUGCACAUGAUUAGUCGGAUGAGCGAUGGUCUAUUUUCGAGGGCCAUAAUGAUGAGUGGCAAUGCGAUUGCACCCUGGAAUAUUCCAACGAAAGAUCCGCUGGCCCUAGCAGUAAAACAAGCGGAAGCCGUUGAUAUCCCAUGUGCAAAAAACCUUUCUUCCAAACAAAUCGUAAACGUCCUACGCAAUGUAGAUGCGAUUGCGCUCACAAAAAGUAUCGAUAAAUUGAAGUUCUGGUCUAUUGACCCUUUGACUCUUUACCGGCCGGUGAUAGAAUCGCCGAACUGGUCGGACCAAACCUUUCUCGUAGAAGACCCCCGAGUUUCGUGGCAGAAAGGUAACUAUCAGCAGCUGCCGUGGAUGACUAGUUUUGUACCGAACGAAGGGGCCGUUCGUGCCAUCGCAAUCACCUCAAACGAACGAUUGCUUAAAGAAUUAAACGCUAAUAUUAGCUACCUGCUGCCAAAGCUACUAGAGAAAGAACAAUCCACCGAGUUGCUGCGGGUAUUAAAGGCUCGCUACUUCAAUGGAAGCUCAGAGGAGGAAUGGAUAAAUCAAAAAAAUGCCCAACGACUACUGGAUCUGUACACCGAAGCGGGCUUUGCCUAUCCGAUCCAGUCAGCCGUGAAGCAGCACGUUACGUUCGCCGACACCAAGCAGGCGCCGGUUAGCAUUUACAAGUUCAGCUUCAAAGGUCGCUAUUCCUACUCGUUCUACUACACCUUCACGCAUCAGGACUACGGCGUGGUUCACUGUGAUGAUCUGAUCUAUCUUUUCCGCGCGCCAGCACUGUUCCAGGACUUUCCGCGUAAAUCGAAGGAGGCACGGAUGUCGCACAAUUUAGUCGAGUUUUUCAUCGAUUUCGCAAUCAAUGGAGUGGCCACUGCAUUGAAGCCUUACCGAUCCUGCGGCAACGACAACGAAAUCUACCAAUCAAUGGACUGCGAUGUGCUCGAGUUUGUCAACUCGGAAGAACCGGAGAAGCCCUUUGAGGUGCGCGUUUUCAAUGGGCGGAAUGAGGACUUGUUUGCUUUCUGGAAUAAAUUCUACUAGGACGUACUUGUUGGAUGGUCGAUGACCUGGUUUAUUGCUAGUUGUAGUAGUAUCUGUUGAAAAGACGUUGUGAUAAUUGCGCAAAAGUAUUGUAAGUGAGCUGAUUAUGGAAUGCCAUUUUCAGAAGAAGCAGCUCAGAAUGUUUGGAAUGUAUUAUGUUUAGACUCGAUUGUAUGGUUAGAAAUGUACUCCGGACGUUCAUAUUUUCUUGAAUACCGUUUUUUCUAUAAUAUUGUUUUGAAAUACAUUUUUUACUGAUACUUAAAA
This is a messenger RNA of Topomyia yanbarensis, 2242 nucleotides long. RefSeq names its product juvenile hormone esterase-like. NCBI's taxonomy places the organism in Eukaryota, Metazoa, Arthropoda, Insecta, Diptera, Culicidae. The record is from RefSeq and is a predicted model, not a curated record. Bases 194 to 1975 code for a protein of 593 amino acids. The transcript is spliced from 6 exons.